This is a messenger RNA of Volvox carteri f. nagariensis, 7053 nucleotides long. RefSeq lists its product as uncharacterized. NCBI's taxonomy places the organism in Eukaryota, Viridiplantae, Chlorophyta, Chlorophyceae, Chlamydomonadales, Volvocaceae. The transcript is spliced from 9 exons. The record is from RefSeq and is a predicted model, not a curated record. Gene Ontology annotation, molecular function: protein binding. Bases 1 to 5901 code for a protein of 1966 amino acids.
AUGGGAACUAGCAAGCCGAGGACGGCGGCUUGUUACCUUGGGACAGUGUUACUAGUCAGUCUACUACGUCUUGCUCGCGCCCAAGGCACUGCGGUUCCAGGAGACGCGCAGUACCUCUUCGGGUUCCCAUUCUGCCAGUGCGAUGAUUAUCGUUGCACCUCGUCUCCAUAUAAGCCGACAGUAGCUUCCCAAGAAAACCUUGCAAACGGACAGUACCGGGUAUGCUUUAGCUUUCAAGAUGUGGGCUGCACGUCUGGUAACGUUUGCUGCGAAGCCAUUUUACAGCAGAUGUCAAAGGUUGAGUUCCAGGCUGACAAGGUCUGCAACAAGAGCAUCGUUGCCGCGACCUUUGGGGGUGUCAGCUUUACUGGUUCGACCUACUUUGAACUGGAUAACGCCGUGGGUAAAGUCCGUGUGGCGGGCCUUGCCGCGACGCGAACAAUGGUGCGGAACAGCCAGCUGUGCUUCACCAUUCGGCCGCCAUGCGCUUCUUUCGACAUCUUUUUCCAGUCCGCUAAGCUGGGCCUCACAGGGCUGUUCCAAUAUGCCAUCUUCGACCAGACUCACAAUUGCUGCCCAACAUGUGCACUGAGGCCGCCAUCUCCCCCGCGCCCUCCUCCCGUCUCGAGUCCGCCACCCAUGCCGACUCCACCCAAAUCUCCUCCGCCCCCACCGCCGCCGCCUCCCCCACCGCCACCGCCAUCGCCUCCUCCUCCGCCACCGCCGCCGCCUCCGCCACCACCACCACCCCCUCCCCCAUCGCCACCGCCGCCGCCGCCUCCACCACCGCCACCGCCGCCUCCACCACCGCCGCCCCCAAGCCCGCCGCCACCACCGCCGCCACCGCCGCCACCGCCACCACCACCGCCACCACCUUCGCCACCGCCACCACCGCCACCUCCACCCCCACCACCGCCGCCACCACCGCCACCACCCCACCCGCCGCCUCCACCACCGCCACCUCCACCGCCGCCACCGCCGCCGCCGCCGCCUCCGGUUCCACUUGCACCCUCUUCCCCAUAUUGCGAUUGCCUCAGCCCGCUCGUGAACACUAACAGCCGCUGGGCCGUUUCAUACGUGGCCUCCAACAUUACCAACGGUGAACUACUCUAUAACUUCAAGAUAUCGCUGAAUGACGGUACCCAUUGCCGGGCAAUUAAUUACCGUAACGGUUCUUGUUGCAACGCAACCCUGGAAGGCGUGUCCCUACCCAUAUUAGACCAAUACCGGACCGCCUUCCUCAAGGCCGUCGUGGCGCUGGGUGACGAACGGUUGAAAGCUAGACUCUACAAGGUCGAGUACGAGUAUGGCCUGCGGCUACAGUUCAACGAGCGCCUGUUCGUGACGAGCUUGCCUGCAGGCGCAUCGUUGGCGAUGACUCUGUUUGUCGAUCCGGCCAUCUGGUCGGACGCCAGCAAGAUUCCUUGCCCGCCGUCGAGAUUGGACCCCUAUGGCAGCGCUUGCGACUACUGGCUGCACGGCCUGCAGACGGCGCCUGGCAAGCCGGAGCAGGAGCUGGUCAACGUCCAGACCGCCGCCUCAUGUUGCCCUGAGGGUGUCAUCAGCUUUUGCCCAGCUGACAACGCCGGUGCCUGCAUGUCCGACCUAACCGCAAGCCCCUACACCCUGUCCUUUGCGUCUCGUGUUCAAGCCGGAUCUAAAACCAUUUUCAGCUUCCAGCUGGCCCACCGCAACCUUGUCAGUACUUGCUCUGCCAUGGCCAUCGACAGUGUUCUGCUUUUCGUAAGCCGUUCGUACGCUUUACCAAGCGCCGCUGCGACUCUGGGCUCUAUCAGCACCACUGUCGCGCCGGGUAGCAUUGGGCCGCAGUCGUAUCUGAACAUCUCGAUGUCGUCUUACGCUUCCGUACAGCCUAACACGCUGACACUGGAGUUGGAAGGGAAUUUGGAGUUGUCGGACAUUUGCGUUACUCCCGCGGGCAGCUCUCGUGUGUGCAACUAUGUCCUCGUGGGUGCACAGCGUUCUGGUGGCACAUCGCAGGCGUGCUGCCCCGCCGGAAACAUCCCCGCAACACUGCCGUCCGGCCGUCGUCUGCUUGCGCUGGCCGAGGAUGUGCACGGAGUGCUUGCGGCGGGUGGCUCCAUUUGCAGCAAGUACGACGCCUUCUCUUCGUGCUUUUCGGUUGCACCAGUAGAGAUUUCGGAGACGUUUGAUGAGGGCAUGACGUUUUCCUACAAGCUCACGCGCACCAGCGUUGAGGCGAAUUGCCCGUCUGAGUUCCAGGUGAUGGUGUCAUCGGCCGCCAUGGCAACAUUUAAGCAGGGCCGCGGCCACAUCUGGGCCGGCGGUAUUCCGGCGGGGGAUCACUUCAGCUGGAUGCUGCCGGCAGCCGGCUCCGCCGUCGAUUCCGCGAUUGGCUCAACGCACAUUGUAUCUUUUACACUUCGCGGUCACAGCAUGGAUCGCCUCAGCCGCGUGUGCACGCUACAAGGGCAGGAUUCGUGUAUUUUCCGCCUGCUAGGUGAAUCAGGUUGUUACCAAGACACCACUUUUACAGUGGCCGGGCCACGUGACCAUUAUCGACAACAGACGCUAGGCGGCGGAUUCAACAUUGAACGGGCCCCCAUCUACAACAACUUCUUUUCGGAGCUCCCGCAUUACCCGCCUUCAACGCUAAGGUUGAAGAAUGGCGACCGACUGCCCGCCUUCAUCGACCGUAACUACCAUCAGCAGAACCGGGACCAGACAGAUUUGCAGCAGCGCAGUGACGCUAUGGCCGUGUCGGGUAACCAGCGUCCCAAAUAUUUUCGCCGACCGCUCCUCGCCGCGGCGGAGAUUCACGUGAAGCAGGCGCCCCUGCCGCCGCUACCUCAGUAUCAGGACUUGAACGCCACGGCACCCGCCGCCAUGGGCGGCCCCGAACCACGUAGCAAAACCAUCGGCACACAGUCUGACUACCGUGAAAAUGAAGCCCAAACCGCUCCCUGGGAGCCAGAUUAUGUGCUCCCAGAGCACCCCACAAUCAAGCAGCAGGCGCUCAGCCAGCGCCACCAUUGCGAUGGCCCCGAGGUUCUUCACCUGCGCGAUAUGGCCUUUGCGGACGGACUGCCGGCGGGGCUGCAGGAGGUCAUCCGCAUCGACAAGAUGCGUGCCAAGCGUGCUUUUGAGGCGACGCUGCCGCCCAUUGACGAUGCGGCGCGGCUGCCGCUGCGCCAAAAGAUGAUUGAGGAAUGGGAGGCGCGGGAGUGGGAGGAGCGCGAGCAGGAAAUCCUGGACAUUCAGGAGCGCCGCCUAGCACUGCUGGACAAUGCGCUGCAGGUUCGUGAGGAGGAGCUGGAUGAGGAGCACCGCCAGCGGGUGGACGACCGGAAGAAGGCCACGUUAGCGGCCCGGGCGGGCAGGUUCGCAGACGUGCAGGCCACCCGCAUCAAGACCAUGCGGCAGCUCAUUGAGAACCGCAAGUACGUGGAAAAGCACCGCAAGCUGCACAAACCCACCAUCGUGGAACGCUACGCCAACUUUGGCAGCGGCACCUACGCGCCCCUGCAGCGCGAGGGUCGCUUUCCCGAGUCUAAGCCCAUGGGCCAAGAGAUUGAGACCGAGGGGUACGAGCCCGCCACUCUCAAGGGUGUCCUGGAGCUGGAGGCCUUCCUGCCCGCCCGCCUGCUCAACCCCAAGAUGUCCGCACCCAAACGCCCUGAUCGCCUGGACUACGGCCAGCGUAAGGAGGCCGCCACGCAGCGGGACCUCAAGACCAUCAAUGACCUGUUGGACGUGUCCAAGGCCACCGCAGGUAGAGGCCACGGAGAUUGCUGGCCAGCGCCUCUUAGGGACGACUCACUCGGCAGCCCCGGCCUGGGCAACCCGGGCUCCCUAAAACGCGCAUCUUCAAGCAGCCUCUCAAAAUCCGGCGCCCAGCAGCCGCCUGCUAGCGCGGGCGGCAUGGGCGCCGGGCAGCUGCCGCCAUCGGCGGCCGCCGGCAGCGGCACCGUCACCGCAGCGGCUGCCUCCGGCGGCGGAGGUGGAGCCGCCGCAGCCGCCGCCUCCGGCGGCGGCUCCACUUCCCCCUCGCGGCGCGUGCUGCGCGCGAUGGAGCGGCCGGCGACGCCGGAGCUGCCGGUGCCGCCAGCGCUGUCGCAGCCGCAGCACGCGGCGUUGGUGUUGCUGCAGCGGCUGCUGCGCGGCCGUGCCGCUCAGAACAUCAUGUACGAGGGGCGGCUGCGGCGGCAGGAGCUCAUUGAUGAGUUGCGCGUGUCGGAACGGCUCAGCGGCGAUGGGGCUCGCCUUGACGGCAAGCCAAUCCGCCGGCCAGAGGAGCGCGACGCUGCAACGCUGCGACUGGACGCGUUGCUCGGGUCGACUGUGGCGGAGGUGUGUGCCGUACUGUCUGAAGUGGAUCCGACCAAGCGCGAGGUCCUACUUGCGGCGCUCGAAACCUCCCGCGCCCACGCCACCGCCGCCGCCUUUGCCGCCGCGGCCUCUGAGCUCGCCUCUGCCGACCUCACCGCUGCCGCUGCCGAGCGCACCUCCCGCUCCUCCAUCCCGUCGGCAUUGCAAUCGGCGCCGCUGUCGUCACUCUCACAAAAGUCCCUACAUACGGCUGCUGUUAAUCUCGAGGCGCUCGGCAUCACCCGUGAGCAGGCAGAAGAAGCAGCCACACGCAUCCAGGCGGCGUUCCAUGGCCAUAAGGCCCGUAAGGAGGUGGCGGCAAUGCGCGAGCGCGGCGCACUGCUGCGGAACAUCAUGGCCAACGGGGAGGAGGGCAAGGUAGUCAAGUGUCAGGCAGCAGUGCGCGGCUAUCUGGAUCGCAAACGGGUCCAUCAGAUGCGACAUGCUCAGGCGGAAGCACAGGCAGAGGACAGCGGCGCGAAGGCAACUGCUGGGGCGGAAGGGGAGGAAAUGGGGGAGAGGAGCGAAGCCGGAUUCGGGUUUGACCCCUCGUCAUACAGCCCUGAGCAGGUGGAGGCGGCGAAGCGCAUUCAGGCUGUACAACGCGGCCGGCUCGCGCGGCGGCGGAUGGCGGCAAUGCGCGCCGCACGGGACGUGGCAGCGGAGGAGCCGCCCGUCACAGGGGAGACCGGCGGUGACGAGCAUACGGCCGUAGCGACGGAGAGGGAGCUCAAUCCGGAAUACACGGUAGAGCAACAGGUGGCGGUUAUCAAGAUCCAGGCGGCAGGGAGGGGCUACCUGGCACGCCGCCGCGUUGCUGCCAUGCGGGUGGAACAGGAGCAACUGCUACAGGAGGAAGAAGGAACAGGCAGCAGGCGUCCCACUGUCAUUGGCAGGCAGGGCGAUCCGGAGAUGUACGUGGCAGCGGCGGCGGCGGCGGCAGAAGCUGCUGCCGCCGCUGCUGCAGGUGGCGACACUGGUGCCGAAGAUGAAGGGCUGUGGCCCAAGAUGCAGAACCUGUCGGGCUUUGUGCUGACGCCCGCGGCGCCGCCAGGAGGACAGGAAGCCGUGUCAUUGCUUCCGAUAUCCCCGGAGGCGGAGGCGGAGCGCGCAUCCUCUCAGCGGCCUGCGGAAGGGGAAGCGGAAGCGGAGGCCAGCUUGGCGGGAGGCGGAUUUGGCAGCAUGGAGGACGCGGGUGCGGUGGAGGCGGAGGCCCCGCCAGAAGGGGAGCCGUCGCUCGCCGUCGGCAGCAGCGGUGCCGAAGGCGGCGAAGGGGACGAGCCAAGGCCGGCUCCGUCCGGCAUUGCUGACGAAGGCUCGGCAGCGGAGGCUGCAGGGGAGGAAGCAGAAGAGGCCGGUGGAGAGGCAUACAAGGGGCGGGACGGUGACGGAGAGGGGCAGGAGAAUGGGCUUGGUGAGGAAUCCCAGGCGGGGCCUGAAGAGGGAGAGGGAGGAUAUGAGGAGGGCGGAGAAGAAGGGGAGGAGGGCGAGGGCGAAGAGGGAGACUGGGCAGAGGGUGAAGGGGAGGACGGUGAACCCCAGGCGGAGUAAAGUGGUGGUGAACGGUCGGGUAGGUGAGCGGAGGCGGUGCUGCGGGUGCCUAGCGAAGUGGUUGUGUCCUUAUGCACUUGCUUUCUUGUGGUGGUUGGGCCAGAUGCCUGUGACUUUCAUCACUCGUGGUUAGGUAUUUGCACGCGGCUCGGCCUGUGAUCCCUUGUGGUUUUCCCCUUUUUCCCUUUGGGGUUCGUAGUCCUAGUGCGCUGAAUCGUGGACAUGCAGUGAGGUGUUGCUGGGCGAGGUGCAAUGCGCCUUGUGCCUUGGCGCUGUGGUGGCGGCGAGGGGGAGAGACGCCGCAUUACCAGCGAUGCGAUCCUCGCCGCGUCGUCAUUACUCUGCGAAUGUACGGUAAUCGGCGUACUGUCCCCAAUCAACACGUUGGCAGAAGAAGAAGGCAUAACAUGUGUGCGUAUGUGUGGAUAAGUAGUAUGCACAUGCGUGGCAUUGCCUCUCUGUCGGCUCCAUAGGCCCUUGGCGUUUUUUUAUUGGACGAAAACAAGGGAGGGAAGAACGUUUGGUGGCUUAGAGGAAGGGCGGCUUAGGCGAAUGACGCCCUUUGCUGCUGUACACAAGAGGCAUCAGCAGCAAAGGAAAAGCGGGUCGGAGGGAGCAUGGGAAGAGGGGGCCAGGGGGGGAAAGGGAGAGACUGGUGAUACAUUAGUGAGUUGCUUUUGCGAAGCCGGCCUCCCUCAAAACCCCCACCCCAAGGAGCAUGGGCGCUAAACCGAAGAAGUGCCGGGGCUUCGUCACUCAUUCCCUCGUGAGUUUGUGUGUGUGUCGUCCCAGCUUCACCGCGACACUCGCAAUCCGCCGUCUGCAUUUAGUUUGUAUGUUGGGCCCGGUGUUCCUUCCCCGUAACCCUCUGGGAAUGUUACUGUGGGGCGGGUGGAGGACAAGUAUCUGUAGUAAAUAAUGAAUCCGUCGGCAUGCAUGUUAACCUGUGUGCAUGCAGGGGGAGGACGGGUGGCGGCCUGGAGGGCUGCUAUUUUGUGCUUUGUUGCGUUGCGGGUCGUUGCACACCGUGUAAGGAGGCGGAGGGAGCUAUGAGUGAACAUGUGUUUGAAUCUGUCUUUCUGUCUGUGCAACCUUUUGGUUUGCUGCUGCUGGUGCUGCUACUGUGCUUGUAUGUAAACACAUGAACGGCGG